AUGGAGGCUGUGGGCCAGUCGCUGCAUGCGAAGAUGCGAACCUUAUCUUCGAAGCGCCAAAACACAACACCUAUACGACAGAGAGUACAAUGGACGUUGUAUGAAGAGAGACAAUUGAAGGAGUUGAUCAAAGAUAUCGCAGAGCUUGUCAACGAUCUCGUCAAACUGUAUCCUGUAGCGCUCGAAGAGCAGCGUAGGCUCUGCAAAAUGGAGGUGUCUGAGAUCAAAUCCAGGGAUGCUCUUCUUGCCCUAAAGGACAUCGCAGCAUUUCAGGAUAAGGAACUCGAAAAAGCCAUCGUCGAAGCCUUGCAGGCAGAGGAACGCGACGUUCAAUAA
Alternaria conjuncta is the source of this 336-nucleotide messenger RNA. RefSeq lists its product as uncharacterized. NCBI's taxonomy places the organism in Eukaryota, Fungi, Ascomycota, Dothideomycetes, Pleosporales, Pleosporaceae. The coding region runs from base 1 to 336 and encodes 111 amino acids. The transcript has 2 exons. The record is from RefSeq and is a predicted model, not a curated record.